This is a messenger RNA of Penicillium crustosum, 717 nucleotides long. RefSeq lists its product as uncharacterized. The record is from RefSeq and is a predicted model, not a curated record. Lineage: Eukaryota; Fungi; Ascomycota; Eurotiomycetes; Eurotiales; Aspergillaceae. The coding region runs from base 1 to 717 and encodes 238 amino acids. The transcript has 3 exons.
AUGCCUUACGCUGAUCUUUUUCGGUACAGGCCUUUGGCCCCCUGUGGAGUCCAUGGCCAAACCACCACCGAACUAGACACCUCGGUGCAAACUGAAACAGGAUUUAUGGGAUGGUAUUUGGGUCUGUCAACUAGUACGAAUGCCCUCUUUGACACGAUUUUUACCCUUUGGAUAGAUUCUACUGACAUCUCUUUCACGGCCAAGGCAGUGAUGGACACACAAACAUGGGCUACAUUGGGGAGCUAUGCAGGCGUUUGUGAUGGGACUUCAUGCCUAUAUGCAACAAACUGCGAUAAUAGCAUCAUCACAUAUGAUGAUGGUGCCACCGGGUCUUGCAACAACAACAACAACAACAACAACAACAACAACAACAACAACAACAACAACAACAACAACAACAACAACAACAACAACAACAACAACAACAACAACAACAACAGAGCCAACGUCCUCUCCAACCCUAUCCACUAUGACGUCACAAACCGGUCGAUCGACCACAACUACUACAACUUCAACAACCACAGAUUCGCAAGCCAGUCAAUCACCAAGACCUACCGUGGCCGCAAAAAAAAGGCUCUAGUAAAGCUUGGAUUGCGGGCGCUGUUAUUGGUCCUCUUGCAGGUGUCACCGUUGUUGCAGCCGUCAUAUUCUGGUGGAUCUAUCGCCGAGGGCAAGACCAACCCUCCUUGUCACAAGAGCAGUCGUUUAUCAGCCUGA